AUUGGCGACAAGUAGAGCCGAAAGUCAGUUCUCAAGUCAAAAACAGCUGCCAAAGCACCAUCAAUUGUCACACUCAAACCGACAUUCACUUCACUGAACUCAAGAUGCUGAGCCACUCCAAGACCUUCAUCGCCAUACUGGCAGCAGCAGCAUAUCUUCCUUCCACUCUGGGCUGCAUCUGGUUCAAUGCCACACUCCACGAAGGCGCCAACAAAGCCAGUUCCGCCGAAGAAGCCAUCGACCUCCAAAAACAAAAGACAAGUGGCGGACAAGUCGGCGAUGUUCGCCUAGACGUCUACUUCUGGGAUGACAAAGACAACGACGAUAUCGUGGAGCCAUUGAAAGACGCUUUCUGUACCGGAGUGGACCUCAAGCCAUAUGCAGACAAUACUUGGGUUGUGCCAUGUACACCAGAAGAGAAGCAAGUCGAACUCGACAUUGUUUACAACCCGGAUAUCACAGAAGGUGGAGUGCUUGUCAGUGUCUUCAAGUAUAAAUAUCCGAGAGAGCAAGCGGAGGCCUCGAACAAUCCAGACAAAGAUCUCAUUUACACUUUCAAUACUGAGAGCAAUGACGCGAAAGGGGAGUUCUUUGAGGAUAAAAUCUUCUGCAGAGACUGUACGAGUUCUGCGGGUCAGCCUCUGAAGUGUUGAUGUGAUGAUUAGAGACUAGCUGGAAAUAUUUGUGGUUCACGUCUCACUCAAGACGUAGGAUAGCUCUAGAGAAAAGGUACGAUUCAAUGUGCAAUUGAGCGUUCGGGAGGAUUUCACUACCUACAUCUCAUAAACGUUCUUGAUAUCUCAAGCAGCUCAGCGG
Messenger RNA from Cercospora beticola, 816 nucleotides. RefSeq lists its product as uncharacterized. The record is from RefSeq and is a predicted model, not a curated record. Lineage: Eukaryota; Fungi; Ascomycota; Dothideomycetes; Mycosphaerellales; Mycosphaerellaceae.